UUUAUAUAUUUUUGGUUGUUUUCCGUCGAUUGAGAAACAAAAAAAAAUUAAUGGGAAAGGGCAAGGGUUUACCAUCUCGAACAUGGAUUGCGCCGUGGAGUAGAAGCUCUGCUUGGUCCAAGCCCAAGGUAGAAACUUUGAUAGUUUGCAGAAUCCGAGAGGUCUCCUUUAGUUCAGAGGAAGGCAUUAUCAGUUUGAAGAAUUUGAAACAGGUUGAAGAAGACCAUGGAGGGCAAGGCAUUAAUAUUAGGGUUUUGCUUUGGCAAUCACUGUUGAUGAACCGGCGCCACCAUCCUAAAAGAAGCUCUGCUGGUUAGGGUUUUUUAUCCCUAGAUCUGUCGGGUCUGAAGAUUUAGGUUUCAAUGGAUUGAUUAAAAUGGGAGCCGCAUACUUGAGGCGGAGUUACGCAGUUUUGCGUCGGGGCGUGGCGGUGUUCAUAUUCGGUUGGUUGGUUUCCUGCUUUGCUUUGCCUGCAAUUACUGAGCUCGGGCACACGCAGUCUCCACUCACCCGAUAAGAGCUGGCCUAAUCGCUCCCUCGUGCACUCCUUGGAGAGACGCCUUCAUCCUGGAUCUAGGUUUUCACUGGGGCGUUUGUGUUAUUUUUAGGGUUUAUCUUUGCUCCAGAGAAACCACGUUAGGUUCCUUCUCCGCACACCAUACACGCUUAAGGCGUCUUAACCUGCUUGGCUGAGGAGUUGUUGGUCAUGGUUUAUGCCAGCCUGCGUCUGGCAAUUCGAUGUAGAAAACACUCAAUCAGCCCAAAAUAGUCUUAGGUCCACAGGAUCUAUUAUCUGCUACUACUACUUAUUUGAUUGGAUCUGUUGAUUAAUGUUGCCUGAGAAGGUUAUUAUUCCAGCAGGACACUCUCUCUCCCAUCUACUAGUCUAUGCUAAACCUUAGGUUUCCCAAAAUGGAAGUCUAUAUAUCUUGUGGAGUUCAGGCGGUUCCUGUUCUUCAUCCAUAUCCUUGCAGUCCUCCUCUUGGGAAUUUGGUUGUUCUACCGACUCGAAGGGUGAUUGGAGUGUGGGAAACCGUAUGUUCUUGGCUUCUUGUAGAUCAAUCAUUCCUUGAUUAUCAACUUUACAUGGGAUGCCGACCUUCAAUCUGUAAUUAUUGAGGCUGAGUUAUAGAAGGAUCGGUCCAAGCUUUUUAGAAAAAGGAGAUUAGUUCCUCUGUGUAUUGAAUGGCUUCUCAUGGAUAAGCUUCAGAUCACCUGACAAUAGGUCCAAGUUGCUAAUCUGUUUCUUACUAAGAAAAUAACUAGGAUUUUCUGCCCUUAUAGGCAUAAUCUGAAUUAGCAAUGAUUGCUUUGUUACUCAGCUAGUAUGUGGUGGAAGUUAUGUUGAACUGGAGAACCCUUUUCGAGUUUCACCUAUGGGUGUUAAGCCCUAUUUUUGAAGCGAUAGGGUCAUGGUAUAUUGGUAUUUUCCUUCCUGUUUAGUUGGCUGAGAAGAAGCCCUCACUCCAAACUUAGGUUACUGCCAUAUCAAAAGCUGCACUGUCAACUGAGGAGUUUCAUGCUGGCCUUGAAGGCUGGUUAACAUGAUCUGCCUCAAGGUGAGUUCAUUUUGGAUCCUGCUGUGGGUAUUAGGAGGGGGAUAUUAUCCAUCACAAUCUCUCAAUGAGCUAGGACAACGAGGGUUCCGAUUUAAUGGUGGGUAACCCUUGUUUCCACUUAUGACAUAUUCGGCUGUGUUCGUGCUCUGGGGGGUCAGCCUCUACUAUUGAUCCAAUUAGAAAACGAGUAGUUACAGCAUCCUGCAAGACUUGUGGGGGGAAAGCACUGGUUGAUGGGAGAGGGUCUCUAUCUGGUAGCAUGCUGAGCACUGGGGCACUGGAACUUACUAGUGUUAUCAAUCCUGAAUUGACUUGGAAGACAAUUUCAAAAGGUAACAGAAGCGCAUCAAGGCGGGCUAGAAAACCCAUUUCAAGAAACUAUAAUAGUAGUGGAGCUCUGUUUGAUAGGGAUCCAGAAAAGGUCGAGGAAAUGCCAGUUUCUGAAUCUGAGAAGCUUGGAGUAACUGUCCUUGGACGUCGGUUCAGUGACAAAGUGGAACAUAUACCGAUUAAGAAAAGGAGAUUUUUGUUUCGGUCGCCAUCCCCACCACCUCGGGCAUCAUCUCCACACCCAGAAGAGUCUGAUCAACAUGCUUCAGGUCAGGAGUCUUCUCUGAAUGCAAUUGUACGAAAAAAAGCUGUGGCAGCAGAUGCAGCUGUUCACUUGGGUCAAGUCGUUGACACUGGUAUUGCUAGUGAUGAAAAAUACUUGAAAGAGAUUAACGGAGAUCUUGGUGAGAGUGAGGACUUCUCUGGUAUUUCAAUAUUGGCGGCGGCUGCCUGCAAUAGCAGUAUGGACGGUAGCACUGAUAAUGCUGAGGAUGGUUCAGCCCUUGAAGUAUCUUCUGUGCAAGAGAGGUCUUAUGAUGUUCUGAUGAAAAAUGAAUCACGUCCUGUGGUGAAGGAACCACGCAGGGGCCAUGGUCUCAACUGUGCUGAAAUUUCAGAUGAAGGAACUGGCUCCCGUAUUUCUGCGAUGCGUGUGGAAGAAACAAUUGCCUCCUUGGUGACAGCCGCCUCCUCCCCAAAAAAUAUGGCAUGUAAAACAAAUGCCGAGGCCCCUGACUCUAUGGACAACCUUUUGUCUGCAAAGCAGAAGCUUCCAAGUGACGGAAAUGAAACAAGUUCAAAAAAACAUGAGACUUUGCUAGAUGAUCGAUCACAGUGGGACUUGAAUACUGCUAUGGAUGCUUGGAAGAGUCCCUGUGAUCCUGCUGUGGAUUCUCAGGAAGAUGGAAUUGAUGAUGGUGGACGCAAUGAGAAGCUAGGCAAGUUGGAAGCUUGUGAGCGGAAAAGGGAGCCUGCAGAUACGAAACUUGACAUUGCAAAUCCAGUGCAGCCUGUGGUUGGCAGUGUCAUGGGUGAUGGACGUGAGGGCAUUUGCUGCUAUACAGACUCAAGAAGUUCGACGGUGGGGACUGACGAAUCAAACAGAGAUGACCAUAAAGUAGAUGCACAUGAUGGUGAGGGAAGAUGUGAAAGAACAGCCUGCUUCCAGGUAGAACCUUCUACAUCUGAGAUUGAUAGUGCUCCACAUUUGGUGGGCCUCGAUGGGUCAAAAUCUUUGCAUAAUCAGGAACCAACCACAAGCGUCGGUGCUCAUCAGUUUGUUGACAAGGACACCUGCAUAAAUCAUUCUUCCCUUCCUGUAGCUGAUAAGGGUAGUGAUACACCAGUUUCAGAGGAAAAAGGGCAUGCAAUUUCUGCUGGUGCUACUGGUAAGAAAACAGGAGAUGAUUGUCCUGCUGAGGCAGAAAGAGAUGAACAUAUUUGCUCAAGUCCUCUGUCUGGGAGGCACUGCACUACUUUGUCUUAUGCAGUCAUUCCUGGAGACAUGUGUGGAAACAAAAAAGUUCCGACUGAAGAUGGAGAGGAUGCUGGUGGAACUUCAGGUUUGCAUGACAAUGGAAACUUCCCCAAUAAACCACAAAGCACUGACCUUAUGGCAUGUGAUCCUCUGCAGUCUGGACCUUCUGAUAGUGUCAUGGAUCAUGCUGUUGGUGAUCGUUCCCCAUUGACCAGCUGUGAAGAGUUGUCUGGUUCAGGGGAAUCUGCUGAAAGUAGUGAACAUGCUGUUGGUGUGGGUUUGAAGGUACAAGAUGCCAGAGAUUUUGUAGCUGAUGCUGCUGUGGAUUAUCCAGAUCAGAUUGAAUCCAAAGAACUCUCAUGUAAGACUUUGGAAGCGACUACAGGGACAGUGGAGGCACCAGGUGGCAUCAGUUGUCAUGGGGCCUAUAGAAGCUGUGCUGAUGAUCUUCUAAAUAUUUCUGGCAGUGUUGCUCCUGAAGAUGAUCAUUUUGAUGAUGUUGAUUAUGGUUCAGAUGUUUCUCAAGAUGAUCCCCAAGGGAUGGAAAAGGACAACGAACUUCAGGCAGGUUAUGAUUCUCAGUACGAGGAUGGGGAGUUCAGGGAGUCUGUUCUACAUAGUUGGGAAGGGGAUGCAUAUGAGGAAGGGGAAGCUGAACAUGUUGACCAUGGAUCUGACAACAGAGAAGCAUAUGACUUUGAAGCUGCAGAAAAAACUGAUUGUCCUGGUUCCGUGUCUCUACAAAUUGAGGAUCUGGCUGAAUGCCAUGGGGGAAGAUCUGCUGAGAUCAAUGGCAACUGUGAAAUAGAUCAAGUUAUGGAGAGGAAUAUGCCAGAAAACAAUGUUCUAGGUGCAGGAUAUUGUGAGAAAAGGUCAGGAACAGUGAGUAGACACUCAAGGGGGCAGUUUGGUAAGAGAGAUGACUUUAGUAAGGUGAAUGGAGAUGAUGAGCUUUAUGUCGUUGGACAUGCUGGGAAGGACUCAACCCAAUCAGCAAGUUUGAGGAUGAAAUUUUCUGGAUGGGAUCAGUUGCCUGAAGGUAGCAGAGGUUCUGUGGAUACAAAAUUGGAGGCCAGAGAUGGUCACUUAAAAAGGCUUCAUUCUGUUGCUCGUAUGGAUGGACAUGAUUCUGGGGAUUCUGUUGCAAGGAUGGCAACAACAUCUAGGCGGGAGUUGCAUUCCCGUAUUGAGGGUCCCACAUCUUCUGAUGUUUUGCAUAGAAAAGAUAGAUCCAACAAGCUGGAUGAUUCAAACCGUAGAGCUGAAAGAGAACUUGUUUCUGCAAAAUCCAUUGGAAGGGGUGGAUCCUCUAUGCCGCAUAUGCAUGGCGGGGGGCGGGGAGGUGAUCGUUGGGUUGAUUCUUCCCAUUGGGGUCCAGAACGUCAUCGUUCACCUGGUUUUGGGCACCCUGGGCCAAAGAAUGCUGCAGCAGUAGCUGCUGCCAAGAUAGAGAGCAGUGGUUUUGUUGUUGCUCCAGAUGGUACAGUGGUAAAAGCUGGUGGUUUGGGACGGCGUAGACAAUCUGUAAAUGCAUCUUCAGAAGGUGUGCGCCGCUCUCUCGCCCGAAGGGGAUCACCAUCAGACAGGGAUGAGGCUCUUGGCAUGCAUAUGGAACUUGAUCUGGUGGGUGAGAUGAGCCCUGAUAGGAGCAUUUCUGUCGGAAGGGAUAGGUCUGGAAGAUUUGGCCCACGAAUGGUGGCUUCCAGCAUCAGGGGGAGAUAUCAAGGACCUGCCCCUGAUGAUUCCUCCUUACGCAUGCAACAUCCUUUAGUCACAAGAGAUCGGAGCUAUUCUCCCAUUCAAAGAAGAGGGGCUCCCCAUAUAUCUCGAUCCCGUACAAAUUCCCCAUCAAGAUCUAGAACCCGUUCUCCCCAUGCUUGGCCUUCUCCAAGGGGAAGAAAUGGGUGUGGUAUCAGCAGUGGUCCGGUUUUAAGACAUCACAGUAGAAGUCCUCCAAAUUUCAGGUCUGAGGUUAGAAUGGACAGAGUGAGGUCACCUCAUCGGCGGCCAGGUUUUUUAGCAGAUCAUGAUCCAGGUUUUGCCCCAGCGGCCAGAAUCCGUGGUUCUCCACAACAUUCUUCCCGAUGGGUUGAGAAUAGGAAAGAUGCAGUAGAUCAUUUUCGGGAGCAAGGGUACAAGCAGCGACUACAGGAUUCAGAAAGAAGAUUGCCUGGAAGAAUUUUCCCACGAAGCCAUAGGUUUGAUCUGGCGGGUUCCACGGGGAGAUCAAAGCUGGAUGGGUAUUAUAGACCCAUGCAUCCUGGGAGGUUUACUGAGAUGGUUGGAGCUGGAAGAGGGUCUAGGUAUGAUGAAAAUGAUGAUGAUAGAAGGAAACAUGGCCACAGAUAUGAGUUUGUUCAUCCUGUGAGGCGUUAUGAUACGGAUGGUCCUGUAAAGAGGUUCCGGUAUGAUGUGGAAGAUGGUUUUGCAUCGCACGACUCUCAUAACAAGGAGCCAACAGAGUUUCAUGGUAGAGAGAGUCCUAAGACCUAUGGCAGGGGUAUUGACAGCAGGCUGGGGGAUGCACCUAGGAGAUCUAGAGAAGACAAAGGCCAUUUCAGAUAUGGUCGAGACUGGAAGUGUAAUUCCAACUCCAAGUCAUUUGGAAUGCGAUAAUGUGAUGAAGAUGGUUCUCCAAGAAGGAGAAUACCUUCAUGACCUUUGUACCCUUUGUUUUUUCUCCCUUUGGGUGCUUUGGUUGGUCGACAAAGAGAUGUUGAAUCUGGUGAAUUUUCCUCCUUUGGUGGGGAAGCGUCUCAGUUCUCCCCCCCCCCCCCCCCCUCUCUUAUUACAGUGCUUCUGGAACUAUUAUCACUAUGCAGAUGGCUGCUUAUACUUCCUUUUUUCUUCAGCCCUUUUUUAGAAGAUUUUUUCAGACAUUUUUCUUUUGGCAUAUUCUGAGUUAUGUAACCUCUUCAUGAGGCCACUGAAAUAUUAUUAAUCAAGUGAAAAUUCAAUUCA
Macadamia integrifolia is the source of this 6327-nucleotide messenger RNA. RefSeq lists its product as uncharacterized. Lineage: Eukaryota; Viridiplantae; Streptophyta; Magnoliopsida; Proteales; Proteaceae. The record is from RefSeq and is a predicted model, not a curated record. The transcript has 5 exons. Bases 1819 to 5982 code for a protein of 1387 amino acids.